Molecule: messenger RNA, 1916 nt
Organism: Phlebotomus papatasi
Lineage: Eukaryota; Metazoa; Arthropoda; Insecta; Diptera; Psychodidae
Exons: 1
Coding region: 204-1838 (544 amino acids)
Molecular function (GO): nucleic acid binding; RNA-DNA hybrid ribonuclease activity
Source: RefSeq, a predicted model, not a curated record
GAAGAGCUAAAGUUAGAGUUAAUAAUUACUUAUCUGAUGAAAAUAUCAUUGAAAAUGGCGUUCCUCAAGGUGGGGUACUAUCUGUUACACUCUUUCUUAUAGCUAUAAAUGGGAUAUUUUCCUUAUUUCCUCCCGACAAUCCAAAUAAAAUUUUAGUAUAUGCCGAUGAUAUUGUAAUUUACAAUUCUAAUCCUGACUCAGAUAUGAGAUAUAUUGAAGUUCAAUCCGGUAUUAACAAAAUUAGUCAUUGGGCUAACAGAAAUGGCUUUAGAUUUUCCUAUAGAAAGACAAAGGCUCUUCAUUUUUGUAAUAAACAUGUUUGUCAGGAAUCCACUCACACACUUAAUGGGCACGUUUUGGAAAAUGUGUCCACCUACAAAUUUCUUGGGGUCAUUUUAGAUAAAAAACUUAAUUUUAAAGGGCAUAUUACAGACGUCAAAAAAUCAUGCACUAAAAGGCUAAAUGUUAUAAAAUGUCUCUCAAAUCUUACAUGGGGUUCACACAGAGAUUCACUUACAAAUGUACACCAAGCUUUAGUACUUUCUAAGUUAUUUUACUGCUGCGAAAUUUAUUUUCCGGCUGCCUCGAAAACAUUAAUAGGAAAUUUAAAUAGCGUUUAUAACGCGGGCUAUCGUUUCAGCUCCGGGGCGUUCCGGACAUCUCCUAUUUCGAGUUUGUUGGCUGAGUCAGGAGUACCUACUAUGACAGCUGCUUUAGAAAGACAAGUUGCAAAAUCUACUAUUAGACUCCAUGCUACCCCUUCAGCACCUGGUUUUUCUGAUUUGCUACAUUGGGAACACAGGCGGGAUACUAAAAGCUUUUACUCCUUUGGAGGAAAUUUAAUUCAUAAUUUGAUUCAAGAUACUAAUAUUGAAUCUCGUGUCUGUGAAUCACAACCUCCUUGGUUUUUCAAUGAAACUUUGGUUAACACUUAUCUCACUACUGUAAAUUAUAAGGAACAGUCUACUAGUGAUAUAAUAAACAUUUUCAAUAGAGUAGUAAAUCAAAUUCAUCCAAAUCCUCAAAUGAUUUAUUGUGAUGGAUCCGGUAAGGAUGAGUUAAAGGGUUUUGCAGUUGUAACUGAGCACGAUCUUGUGUUCAGUUGCAGAUGCCAUCCCUCAGCAUCUGUUUUUGAGCUCGAAGCUAUGGCCAUUAAAAAGUCGCUUGAAUUUAUCGCGGAUUGCUGCAUUACAGGAGAAAAGUGGAUUGUCGCUUCAGAUAGCCUUAGCGCUAUUGAAGCUGUAAAAAAUUUAAGAAAUAAUUCGUCACUUGUUUGUAAAAUAAGAUCUCUACUUAUUGAGUUAAAAGGAUCUGCUAUACUUCUUUGGGUACCUGGCCAUAAAGGCAUACCAGGUAAUGAAAAGGCUGAUUUUGAAGCCAAAAAUACCCUUGAAAUACCUAUUGUUGUUUGCAAAGAUCUUACUUUAAAAAGUAUGCUUAAUAUUGUAAAUAGAGAAUUUAAUAACCGUAUGGAAAAUUGGUUCAACUCAGAAGUCUCUGGUUUUAUCAAAAAAGUUAUUUCAUCUCCUAGUCGCCCUAAAAUACAUCCUUCCUUAAUACGCAAAGAAUGUUCCAUCAUAUCUCGACUCCGCAUUGGACAUUCUAGACUUACUCAGUCUUAUAAAAUGACGCGUACUCCCCCUCCAAUUUGUCCCUUCUGUAACCUUAAUGAAACUUUAUCGAUUGAACACUUGUUAACUAAUUGCCCACAUCUUGAAAAUCAAAGAAGAAACUUUUUUAAAAAUCAAUCAGCCCUUAAAUUUUUGGAUUAUUCUGAGAAAGGGUCUAAAUUAAUAAUUGAAUUUCUUACAAAAAUUGACAUUGUAAAUGAAGUAUAAAUAAUUGUGGUCUCCAAUGAAAUUAUACGGUGCGAUUUUGUGUAAAAGUACCUGAGUGGAAUAAAAUAAUAAUAAUAA